CAGUGAAUGGAUUUGGACUUGAAUCGUGGUGUCAGGCAGGUAUUGGAAGCUGUGUUGGGCAGCGCCACAUGUUUCGAAAACGAGACAUGUCUGGAGACUUCGUGAUUGAAGGUUACAGCUUUGACGGAACCAUUCGGUUUGCUGACUGGGACGGCGAUGGUGACACCGAUGUCCUUGUUGGAGAUGGAGGCUCGAUCUGGUUCCACGAACGACUUUCGAAUGAUGCUAUCCGCAAACAUGAGUUGGUGCAGCUUCAUGCCAGAGAGGGGCAAUUGCUGAGUCGCUUUGAAGUGGCUGAUUGGGAUGGUGACAAGAAUUUGGACUUGUUGCUCUGCACCAUGGUUGGAGAUUUGCUGACGGUGAGCUUGCUGAAUCAAUCCUUCCUCUUCCCAAUAAAAAACAUCUCUGAGUUUCCUGAAGUGAUUCUGGUGACCCAUGGAUCUUCGUGUGACAUGUUGGCCAGAGAUUUUGAUGAGGACGGUGAUGUGGAUCUGAUUCUUGGCCAUGAUAGAUGGGAACCGGCAUAUUCAAGGUACUUUGAGCGUAUUUCUUCUUCCAAUGUGGUGGAGCGCAUGGAGGAUGAAAAUCCAUUAAACAUGUUCAACGGCACAGUGCAGUUGAUUGAUGAUGUAGAUGGUGAUGGGCGUUUGGAAGUUGUUUCAGGUCAGAAAAGGACAAUCCAAAAUGUGGUUGGCUACUCCCUUUACCUCUUCCAGCGUGCUGCUGAUGGUAGCCUCGUGGAGACGCAAGAAAAUCCAUUGAGGUCCUUUCAGAUCAUCAUUUCCCUCUAUACACAUUUGAUGUUUCGCCAGGAAGUACGUGUGACGGACUGGAAUUCAGAUGGGCUGCCAGACGACAUUGAACAGCAUUUGGAGACUGGUGAGAAAUUCCAAGAAGUGCCUGGUGUGUUUGAGAAUGUGACAGAAAGCCUGCUUGGAGAAGGAGCAGCCACGGCUGCCAUAGUAGACUGGGACAGAGACGGUGAUUUAGACCUCAUCAUCUUAUCUGAAUCAGAUCGCAAGGUGCACUACCAUGAGAUGGUUUCUGGGAACCUUCAAAAAGAAGAGCCGCAGCAUCCGUUCAAAAACAUCACCAUCCCACCAGAGGUCCUUGAAGGAUAUGAUUUCUCAUUAUCAUUUGAUUUUUUCCAUCCCAUCGCGGUGGACUGGGAUAACGACGGCGAUAUGGACUUGUUUUUGGGAUCUCCAGAUGGGCGGUUCUUUGAGCAGGUGGCAGACGGGACUCUACGCGAGUGGCCACGCGAGCAAAGCCCAAUUAGCCUAGAACCUGGGCCGCCUGUGCGCCCUAGGCAGCGGUUUCGACCUACUACUACCAAGUGGGCGUUCGUGGACUGCGAUGCAGAUGGUGACUAUGACCUGUUGAAAAUGUAUUCAAAACCAACCAGUGUCCGGGCUUGUGAGCACGAUGGCACACACACCCUACGUUGUGACAGCACUUUUCUAUGUUUAGGAACAAACGUUAGCAAAUUCGGCUUGCCAAAGACUGCAAGGAGAAUUCAGUUGGGCAACGUGGCUGAUGGCCGACUCAGAUUCAUUACUUACGAUGAAUUAAAGAACAAGGCAGAGCUGUGGAGUGCAGGCUCUUGUGUUCCAGCUGACCCAUGCCACUUGAAGGGCUUGUGUUUGCCCAGUCACGCGCAUUGCACUUGCAUUGCAGGCCAUCAGCUGGCUGACUGUUCGGGCUGCGAAGCAAAUUAUUUCAGCGUGCCAGGAAAGGUGGGGCAGAUGCAUGACUGCAAAGCAUGUCCAGGUGACGAUGGCAAGGUUUGCUACGGUCGCGGCAGCUGCUUUGAUGAUGUGGCAGGGAAGGCGCAUGCUCUUGGUCGGGAAUCUACGGCUCGCCUCAUUGCAAAAGGCAAUGGCUCAUGCAGCUGCAAUGAGGUCCACUUCUAUGGAAGCGACGAUGAAGGUCGAAGCACCUGCAUGGAUGGAGUUUGCCCAGCUGGUACCGAAGAGAAUGAUGGAAGUUGCACUCCUUGCGCUGCUGGGACCUUCUCGGCAGAAGGCAGCAUCGCAUGCGAAUCAUGUGCAGCAGGCACCUUUUCCAUUGCUGGAAGCAGCAAGUGCCAGAGCUGCGUCACAGGAAAGUUCUCCUUGACGGGAAGUAGCAACUGUUCUGAUUGCCUUCCGGGAACAGUCUCUUCCCCAGGCUCUUGGGCCUGCGAUGUCUGUCCUGGUGGGACCUUUGCUGCUGCAGGAAGUGGUGUGUGUCACGCCUGUCCUGUGGGCCAAGUAUCGGGCCCGAAGAGUGCUGCCUGCAAGAGCUGUGACAGCAUCUUCAUCCGCUCGACUCCUGAUGAUGCGAAACAGAGCUGCCAAGUUCUUGCGAUGGAUGUCGUUUUUGCCGUGAUCUUCUGGAGUGCAUGCUCUUGCUUGUGUUUUCUGUUUUUGGUUGGUGUCUCAGGACGCAUCCCGAUUUCAGAUGUGUCUGCACGAGGUAAAAAAGUUGUGGUGACAACUUCCAUGGCCCACUUUCUCCGGAAAAGGGCAUGCCCGAAGGUUACUUUCGCAGGAACCGGCGUACCUGACUUGGAGGCAUCUGGGAAGAGCUGGACAAUCAAAGCCUUGAGUUUAUACCAAUUGACUCUGCACGGCGAUGAGGGCACCAUGCCACUGGACACGUCAACAGGACAUUUGUACCUGAAGUUCCCACAGAUUUUCUUGUCCACAGGUAUGUGGCACUGUCCUCUCAUUUUGUGGUGCUUAUUCUUUCUUGCAGCCAGUGCAGGGGCUGCAAGCAAGCUCACUUGGCCACUAACUUUGCUGCUCUGUGGUCUGGGUCUUUGUGCGGGCUCCGUGGCUUUUGCAAUGCGGCGCAGGUGGGGAUACCAGAACUGGCAAGCUUGUUGA
Molecule: messenger RNA, 2870 nt
Organism: Cladocopium goreaui
Lineage: Eukaryota; Dinophyceae; Suessiales; Symbiodiniaceae
Source: the annotation of a GenBank genome assembly